AUGGUGUUUAAGUUGCGGUGUUUGUGUGAGUGUGCCUGUGAUAGUGGCGUGGGUGUGGGCGUGGGCGUGUGGCUUGUGGCGCGCACGGCUCCAAGGUGGUCGGAGGGGGGUUGUUCCGUUGCUGCGUGCCCUGGUGCGGGGCGCGCGCGGCAGCGACCGACGAUGCCGACUAUGCCCUUAGAGAAGGCAGCCCCGAACUUUCCACCCGUGAAUAUGGACGCUUUUCCGGACAGCAUGUUUCGUUUGUCAUUCAUCCCGGAAACUGUUAUAAACUCUCCACGUCCAAUUGGUCAACAAUCACCCCUUCCUGGAAUCGAAGAAGAAGAUGAUUCCGAUUGGCCUUUAGAGGACGCAACAGACGCGACCCUCACGCCAUCCUUUAAAAGUACAAGAAGUAGCACUGAUACGGCGUUCACGUCAUCUAGGAGUUCUGGAAAGAAGCGUAGUUUUGGUAGUCCCUCAUCAGUGAAGAUAUGUAUAUCAGCGGCGGCCAGAAAGUCUAAUAAAGCACGAAAGCGUGGCGCUGCUAUCAGUACGUCAGCCGGUCAAUCCGGGGACGAAGGGACAACACACUCCAAGAUGCAGGCAGAACAGGGCAGCAUCGGUGAACUGCAAAAGUAUCAUGGUAGAUACCUCAAAAGCCGGCGACACACACUCGCCAAUGUCCGGUGA
Danaus chrysippus (African queen) is the source of this 672-nucleotide messenger RNA. The record is from the annotation of a GenBank genome assembly. NCBI's taxonomy places the organism in Eukaryota, Metazoa, Arthropoda, Insecta, Lepidoptera, Nymphalidae.